Messenger RNA from Osmia bicornis bicornis, 1266 nucleotides. Its product is annotated as proline-rich protein 4-like. Bases 1 to 1266 code for a protein of 421 amino acids. The record is from RefSeq and is a predicted model, not a curated record. The transcript is spliced from 2 exons. Lineage: Eukaryota; Metazoa; Arthropoda; Insecta; Hymenoptera; Megachilidae.
AUGAACAUUUUGGUAUCCACGAUAUUGCUGGGCCUGCUGGCCACAGCUCUCUGCGAAAAAGAGACGACCAAAGACGUCCAGACCGAAGACUCGACCGCGGAGAAGAAACAAGAAAAAAGAGGAUUGAGUCACUACGAAGGAGGUGGAGGAGGUGGAGGAGGUGGAGGAGGUGGUGAUUACGGCGGAGGGCAUGAGAUUGCUCUGUCCGGAGGAGAGGGUGGUUACGGUGGCGGUUCCGAGGGUGGUUAUGGUGGCGGUUCCGAGGGUGGUUACGGAGGCGGCUACGAAGAAGGUUACGGUGGUGGUUACGGCGGUGGUUACGGCGGUGGUUACGGCUACCAGGAGGGUGGAAAAGUCAAAGAAAUCACGAUCGUGAAGAGCGUGAAGAUACCCUAUCCGGUCGAAAAGAAGGUUCAUUACCCAGUGGAGAAGGAAAUACCGUACCCAGUCAAAGUCCCCGUACCUGAACCAUACCCGGUUGAGAAGAAGAUACCUGUACCCGUGAAGGUUCUGGUCAAAGUACCUGUACAUAUUCCUCAACCUUAUCCAGUGGAGAAGAAAAUACCGUAUCCAGUUCACGUGCCGGUAGAGAGACCGGUACCUCACAAAGUCUACGUGCCACAACCGUACCCAGUGGAGAAGAAGAUUCCAUACCCAGUCAAAGUACCUGUACCACAACCGUACCCGAUCGAGAAGCCGGUACCGUACCCCUUGAAGAUCGUGGAGCACGUACCGCAACCGUUCCCCGUCGAGAAACCGAUACCGUACCCGGUCAACGUACCCGUCGAAAGACCGUACCCGGUCCACGUACCCAAACCGUACCCAGUGCCCGUCGAGAAGCAUGUACCAGUACCAGUUGAAAAGGUGGUGCCCUAUCCAGUCAAGGUACACGUGGAGAGACCAGUAGGAGUGCCGGUAGAGAAGCCAGUACCUGUCGAAGUUAAGGUACCCGUACCAGCACCUUACCCGGUAGAGAAGCACGUACCAUACCCAGUGGAAAAGGCGGUACCAUACCCUGUCAAAGUACCCGUCGAACGACCGGUAGCUGUUCCAGUCACGAAACACGUGCCUGUACCUGUGGCCAAACCUGUGCCCUAUCCAGUUAAGGUACCGGUUCCUGUGUCGGUGCACAGUGGUCAUGGCGGAGGAGGCUACGGCGGAGGAGGCUACGGUGGAGGAGGCUACGGUGGAGGAGGCUACGGCGGAGGAGGCUACGGCGGUGAGGGCGAAUACGGGGGCUACGAAUCCAGCUACGGGGGUCAUUAA